CCGGAAGGGGCCCGUCGCUUCCGUCUCCGCCGGGGAUGCACGGAGGGCGGAGCCGCGGCCCGAGGACGCGACGCGAGCCCAGUUCCGGCGAGGAGGCCGCGCCAGUGACAGCGAUGGCGGCGGAGUCGGCGCUCCAAGUUGUGGAGAAGCUGCAGGCGCGCCUGGCCGCGAACCCGGACCCCAAGAAGCUCUUGAAAUAUUUGAAGAAACUCUCCACCUUGCCUAUUACAGUAGACAUUCUUGCGGAGACCGGAGUUGGGAAAACAGUAAAUAGCUUACGAAAACACGAGCACGUUGGAAGUUUUGCCAGGGACCUAGUGGCCCAGUGGAAGAAACUAGUUCCUGUGGAACGAAACCCUGAGCCUGAUGAGCAGGACUUUGAGAAGACCAAUUCCCGAAAGCGCCCCAGAGAUGCUGUUCAGAAGGAGGAGGAGAUAGAGGGGGACUACCAGGAAAACUGGAAAGCCUCUAGUAGCCAAUCCUAUAGCCCUGAUCAUAGGCAGAAAAAACACAGAAAACUCUCGGAACCUGAGAGAACUCACAAAGUGUCUCAUGUUCAAGAGAGGAGAGACGAGAGAAAGAGAUGCCAUAGAAUCUCACCAGUUUAUUCUUCAGACCAUGAGUCUUCUGAUUAUGGCCACGUUCAGUCCCCUCCAUCAUCUGCCAGUCCCCAUCAGGUGUCCAUGGACCAUUACAGAUCCUUGGAGGAGGACCACGAGCCUUCUGUUCCACACCAGAAGCCCGGGAAAGGGCAUGGUAAUGCCGUUCAGGACAGACUAGCAGGCAGUCAGGACCGACAUCUGGGGGACCCACAGGGGAAAGGGGCCUCGAGUCAACACAAGGAACACAGGUCGUCUUACAAGGAAAAACGUCCGGUGGAUGCCAGGGGAGAUGGGAAGUCGUCUUUGAGUAGAGAGAAAUCCCACAAGGCCAUCUCUAAAGAGGAAAACCGGAGACCACUGUCAGGGGACAGCACCAAGGAGAAGCUGCCCUCUAGUGGUGUCAGGAGAGAGAGGGAGAAAGAAGGCAGCAGCAAGAAGUCUCUGCCCUCCUCAGACGUGGCUCCAGACAACCACCUCAGAAGCAAGCCAAAGCACAAAGACCCAGAGAAAGCCAAAUCGGACAAAAACAAGCAGAGCCUAGACAGCGCAGACAUAGGAAAGGGGACAAGAGACAGGGUGUCAAACAACUUAAAGACUUCGGAAGGGAAAGUAAAGCCUUCUCACUCAGACAGAAAGUCAGUGGGCUCCCUCCCUAAAGUUGACGAAGCGGAUAUGGAUGAUGAAUUUGAGCAGCCCACCAUGUCUUUUGAGUCAUACCUCAGCUAUGACCAGCCCCGGAAGAAAAAGAAAAAGAUGGUGAAAACUUCAGCCACGACUCUUGGAGAAAAAGGACUAAAAAAAAAUGAUCCGAAAAGCACUAAUAAAAACUCGGAUUCAGUUCAGAAAUUACCUAAAGUGAAUGAAAACAAGGCAGAGAAGCUUCAGCCAGCUGGAUCUGAUUUAGCCAAGCUGAAAAAGGUCCCCGCUGAUGCACUGCCAGUGCUGCCAGACCUCCCAUUACCCAUGAUACAGGCCAAUUACCGGCCACUUCCUACCCUGGAAUUGAUGUCCUCCUUCCCACCAAAGCGAAAAGCGCUCUCUUCACCCCAGGAAGAGGAGGAAGCUGGAUUUACUGGACGAAGAAUGAAUUCUAAGAUGCAGGUGUAUUCUGGCUCCAAAUGCGCCUAUCUCCCCAAAAUGAUGACCUUGCACCAGCAGUGCAUCCGGGUACUUAAAAACAACAUUGAUUCAAUCUUUGAAGUGGGUGGUGUCCCGUUUUCUGUUCUUGAACCCGUUUUGGAGAGGUGUACUCCUGAUCAGCUAUACCGCAUAGAGGAAUACAAUCACGUAUUAAUUGAAGAAACAGAUCAAUUAUGGAAAGUUCAUUGUCACCGAGACUUUAAGGAAGAAAGGCCGGAAGAGUAUGAGUCAUGGCGGGAGAUGUACCUGCGGCUUCAGGAUGCCCGGGAGCAGCGGCUACGAGUACUGACAAAGAAUAUCAGAUCUGCACAUGCCAAUAAGCCCAAAGGGCGACAAGCAAAGAUGGCCUUUGUCAACUCUGUGGCCAAACCGCCUCGUGAUGUUCGAAGGAGACAGGAGAAGUUUGGAACUGGAGGAGCAGCUGUACCUGAGAAAAUUAGGAUUAAGCCAGCCCCGUACCCCACAGGAAACAGCCACGCUCCUUCUGGCAGUGGCAGCAGCAACAGCUUUAGCGCCAGCCCCGAGCAGCCUGCCUAUGAUGGCCCAAGCACCAGCGGUGCUCACUUGGCUCCCGUGCUCAGCACUGUUUCCUAUGAUCCUAGGAAACCGACUGUGAAGAAAAUUGCCCCAAUGAUGGCCAAGACGAUUAAAGCUUUCAAGAACAGGUUCUCCCGACGAUAAACUGAGGAUUCGCCUUGGAGAUGAAAUUUGUGGGGAGGAGUACCAGGACAAUGGGGUUGGGGAAUGGAACUUCCAAAGGAGACCAGGAUCCUUUGCUUGGAGGCAACUUUUUGGUCUUCAAGCCCUGCCCGGUCCGCAGGUGUUGCCCCUGUGAGCCUGUGCACCACGGCCACUGCCUCCCGGCCUGGAGAACACUUCAGAAUUCUGAAGAAGAUGUGAAGCCUUCAGUCUUACUGAGGAUUUUAAGGUCAAUUAUACUUUUGUUGUUAAUUAGCUUCUUUGUAAACUAUAAGACAUAGUUUUAAUUAAUAAAUAUUGCCCCCAGAUUGUAUUUAUAUUACCCCAGUAUUUUUUUUCUUUUCUUUUUUCUUUUUCUUUUUUCUUUUUUUCUUUUCUUUUCUUUUCUUUUCUGUCCUCUACUAUACACUUAGCCUUUUCUUUUUAGGGUCCUUUAUUAAAGUUAGAUAAAAACCUGGUGAAAGCCAUUCACCUGUCCCAGUUCAGCUCUUCUGAGUAGUGGACUCUGGCCCAGAGGGAGGACUGGGUGUCCUCAGAGCCCAUAUGGUGCCUGCUGCACGCAGGGCGAGGAGUGAGUCCCAGGCUGACUGGCCUAGAGGGGUGCCUCAAAGUGGAAACAAAAAGUGUUCAAGGUAGACACCACCACCACCCCCAGCCUCUGAGGCCCUCCUCGGUGUUGCUUUGAGUUCCUAUGCAGGUGCAUCUCUUUCUUCCUCAUUAAAUAGUAUUUAUUAAAGGAGGUUAUUUGUAAAGGUCUGGAGUCUUUUCCCCAUCCUUUUUGCCAAUUCCCACUUUUUUGAGGCUCACUAGAGGACACAAAACCUUGGGGGAUCGAUUUGCACGGAACCCCAGCAUUUUUACGAUUUACAAUUUCUGAUUCAAAACUUUAGGGUUUUUUUUUUUUUUUUUUUCCUCCUCCCCUACUUUUCCUUCUCCCCACUAGCAGGGGGAGAAGACGUGAAAACAUGGCAGGGCUUUUUGUGCCCCCCACCCCCCAUAUGACUUUACAGUUUAAAAAGCCAGCACUUUAAUCUCGUUCCCUGUGAACUGCUAAUAGAAGUGAGUGGUUCUAAAAAGUUGUAAUGCUGUGUUAGAAAUUGGUUUUGUUUUGCCUUUCUUGAAAAGGUAAGAUCAUGUGAUUGGAAGAGCACAAGAAUUUGCUGUUUGCAGAGAACGUUGCAGCUGAAGCACUCUGGUUUGGGAGUGUUUAAGCCAGAAUUUGGAGGGAACGGCCAACUUACGGGAAGUGUCUGAGCUGUAGUAUCAGGAUGGGGGAGAACCGCGAGGACACCCAUUAGGUUUGGGAAGGGAGGAUCUCACUUUCAAGCUGACAUAGGAGCACAGUCAGCACUUAGGAGGACAGUGUCAGUACCCUUUGUGGCUGUUGAAGAGCACUGAUCUAGUAGGAACCCACUUGGUUGUGACCUAGGGGGCAGUUGAUGCUAUAAAUUGGAGGGACCCGUCCUUAAGUUACCCAAGAGGUAGACUAAGGGCGUGGUUAAUAGGACAGCCUCAGGAGUUCGACAAGCUCCCUCAAAGCCCAGAAUAUGGAGUCCACUGCUUUGAACCAUCCUGGAGACCUCAGGCUAACUUUGAAGAUUCCAGAACAAGCAGAGACUCUGUGUGGCAAAAGUGUUGUGCGGUGUGCAUUGCUGUGCAGGGUGCCUGUUGCAACAGGACACAAGUAUUUGCCGUGUUUCCAUUUGCUGUGUUUUUGAACUGGGUAAAACAUUAUUUCUCUUGAUCGUCUGUCUUACCAUUCCACCCCUAGUCCUGGCCUGCUCCCCAAAUCUGGUAUCAGGAAGCCUCUUCCCUAAAGCCAAUUGAACAUCUGGGUCAGGUGCCAGACAGCUGUUGCCUGGAAUAAUUUCCUAUAGGUGUCCACCAGCUGGAAUUCGUCUCUUAGCUGUGUGUUCAAGUCUUUGUCAUUAAAACCAGUUUUCCAUAUCGCAGAUUCAGUUGUGUAUGAUUUAAUUUCCUUUGUUAGGAAUUUUUAGGCAGGGAGGGAAAGAAGGACACAUUUGUUCAUGCCAACAUCACCACCCAUUUCCAGCACAUACAGAUUCUCGAUCAGCCCUGUUUGCAUAGAGCCAGAUCUUUCCCUCCUCCCCCUCCAAGAGUGUCUGCAUCAGGGACGUGACUUGGUGAGAAGAGUACGGAGGGAAGAGGAAAAGCUGAAUUUCUGAACAACCUUCUCACCCAGUUAUUGAAAUGGCUGCAGAGCAGACACAGAGGAUGAUGUCGAACCUUUGGUCUCAUUUGUGAAAACGUGUGCAAUUUUUUUUUCCUGUGCUACACUACAUACAAAUCACCAAAUUACAAAUUAACCUUUUGUGAUCCUUGGUGUAAUGAGCAGUUUCUUUGGGGCUUUCUCUUUCCGGGAAGUGGGAGGGAAAGGAGCAAGGUAUCAUCCUGCUCUCCAUUUGUAUUUUGGUCCCAAAAUGUAAAUACAAUUUUCUAUGUUACUUUUUUGUGGUAACUACCAAGAUGAAUAUUUUAAUUAGAUAAGUUAUAUGAAAAGGAAGGAAAAUUCCAUGUCUAAAUAAAAAACAAAAAACUGUCA
Molecule: messenger RNA, 5004 nt
Organism: Canis lupus familiaris (dog)
Lineage: Eukaryota; Metazoa; Chordata; Mammalia; Carnivora; Canidae
Gene: ELOA
Product: elongin A
Exons: 11
Coding region: 36-2423 (795 amino acids)
Biological process (GO): transcription elongation by RNA polymerase II
Cellular component (GO): nucleus; elongin complex
Molecular function (GO): protein binding
Source: RefSeq, a predicted model, not a curated record